CGAAAUUCUGUUUGGUGUGAGGGGACUCGACAAUCCCCCCCAAGCACCUCUUAGGACCACUGUCCCGUGUUGAGUCCUGUCCUAUUAUUAUUUUCAUUAUUUCUAUUCUUAAUCUCUAAAUGACGAGGAGCCACAUUGCUCCAGCUCCAGAAAACAGACGCGGCUUUUUCGGGCAACAAAUGUCCACACAUUCAACAACGCCGUCCUUAUAGAUCCUACGAUAUAUUCUUGAUUACGCUUUAACGAAAGCUAAACAAGUUCUGUUUUAACAGAAAAGCAGUGAAAAAUAGGAGAAAAAGAAGAAGCCGUGGGCGUGGCUUGCCAUUCACACAGACUUUUCGGAAGCGUUAGAUAACUGCCCUAACUAAAGGGGGACUCCCCCGUCUUCCUGCUUCCGUCGCUUCUUUCUCUCAUUUGGCCAACUAUCGACAGUAAAUUGUGCGAGUGCGUCAGAGUCUCAAGGCAGCCUCAAGUAAUUUGCAAAAAUGAACGACGACUUUAGUCAGGAAAUGGUGUUACGAGCCAUCGACUCGAUCCGGGAUAGUGUUAUAAACGCGUCAUCGGCAGUCAGCACGACGACGUUGCCGCCGCUGGACAUUCCCAUGACCUCUAUGAAACCGCCAUCAAUUAUUCCAACUGUCGAGCUGGUUUUAGGAACAAUUACGUACUUGGUAAUUAUUGCAAUGACAGUUGUCGGCAACACACUGGUCGUCGUCGCAGUGUUCAGCUAUCGACCGCUGAAAAAAGUUCAAAACUAUUUUCUCGUCUCACUUGCAGCAUCCGAUCUGGCGGUGGCGAUAUUCGUCAUGCCUUUGCAUGUAGUCACUUUUCUAGCGGGUGGUAAAUGGCUUCUUGGAGUUACCGUAUGCCAAUUCUUCACCACUGCUGACAUUUUAUUAUGCACGUCAUCAAUUCUCAAUCUAUGUGCAAUUGCAUUAGAUCGAUAUUGGGCCAUCCACAAUCCAAUCAACUAUGCACAAAAACGUACGACCAAAUUCGUAUGCAUCGUCAUUGUCAUUGUUUGGAUAUUGUCAAUGCUCAUAUCAGUGCCUCCAAUCAUUGGAUGGAAUAAUUGGCAGGAGAAUAUGAUGGAGGAUAGUUGCGGGUUGUCUACGGAAAAAGCCUUUGUUGUCUUCUCUGCUGCCGGUUCAUUCUUCCUCCCACUCCUAGUCAUGGUAGUGGUGUAUGUCAAAAUUUUCAUCAGUGCUCGCCAACGAAUCCGCACUAAUCGAGGACGCAGUGCACUAAUGAGAAUCCAGAAUGCCGAGGGAGACGACGACUACCGAAAGAUGUCGAUCAAGCGAGCGUCUGUAGAAUCAGCACGCACUUCGAGCAGGACCGACGGCGGUAGCUUGCCAAAAGAUGAAACCACGAAGCACAUGAAAUAUCACAAUAAUGGAUCGUGCAAAGUGAAAGUGAAGGAUGUGAAGGAGGAUGAAGGAAAUCCAAAUCCUACUGCAGUCCUGCGAAAACGUGAGAAAAUCAGUGUGGCGAAGGAGAAAAGAGCAGCAAAAACUAUUGCUGUUAUUAUAUUCGUAUUUUCAUUCUGUUGGCUACCAUUUUUUGUAGCAUAUGUCAUACGACCAUUUUGUGAAACAUGUAAACUUCAUGCAAAAGUUGAACAGGCUUUCACGUGGCUUGGCUAUAUCAACUCUUCACUUAACCCAUUCCUUUACGGUAUUCUAAAUUUGGAGUUUCGCCGAGCAUUCAAGAAGAUUCUGUGCCCUAAAGCUGUAUUAGAGCAGAGGAGACGACGAAUGAGUGCGCAACCUUAGAUUCUUUCUGUAAUUAAUUGAUAAAUUUAUAUACAUUAUGAUUUUUUUUUCCAAAUUCUUGUGUUGUUUUGCUUUCCAAUCGGUCUGGUAUCCCUGGUAUUUUUGUAUUUUCUUUAAGUAUGUAUUUCCUAAAUUUUGAGUUGUGUCUUAGUUUUAUAAUGUGCUAGAAUAUGACUUUGAAUAUGAUUUUGAUCUCGGUUAUUUUUGUGAACCAAAAACUCCACCAUUCUAAUCUUGCAAACUGUCCACUGGUGAACUUUUUCUCUUAUUCUUAUUGGAUAUUGUCCUGAAUAAAUUAACUUUGCUUGAACA
Messenger RNA from Caenorhabditis elegans, 2087 nucleotides. It is a transcript of the gene ser-2, whose product is annotated as Tyramine receptor Ser-2. Gene Ontology annotation, biological process: G protein-coupled receptor signaling pathway. Gene Ontology annotation, molecular function: octopamine receptor activity; signaling receptor activity; G protein-coupled receptor activity. Bases 486 to 1775 code for a protein of 429 amino acids. The record is from RefSeq and is marked reviewed. Gene Ontology annotation, cellular component: plasma membrane; membrane. NCBI's taxonomy places the organism in Eukaryota, Metazoa, Nematoda, Chromadorea, Rhabditida, Rhabditidae. The transcript has 11 exons.